CGCGUUUUUAGCUUCCGGCCGUGGUAAAUAGCACAAAUAACGCUUUUAAAUUAAGUUUUAUAUCAUUUAAAACAUGGCUGACUUUGGGUUUGCACGAUUUGGGGAUGAUGAAGAAGAUGAUGAAGAAGAAACUGAAUUUCAGUUUCGGUAUGGGGGCCGUGAUGGUCUGAUUUUUCUUAUUGACUGUUCCAAGAAGAUGUUUGAUCCUGAUGCUGGUGAUGAAAGUCACUUUCAACUUUGCAUGAAGUGUGUGAUGACCACCAUGCAGAACAAGAUUAUUGGGAGUGACAAAGACCAUGUUGGUGUUGUUUUCUUUGGAACUGAAAAAUCUGAGAAUCCCAGUGAUUUUAAACACAUUUACAUUUAUCAGACUUUAGAUCAGCCUGGAGCCGAGAGGAUUUUAGAUCUAGAAGAAAUGCAAGAAAAAGGCUACAAGAAGUUUGGAACGAAGUACGGGCACAGUCCCGACUACUCGCUGAGUGAAGCACUGUGGACCUGUGCCACCAUGUUUUCCAACAGUGCUAAGGCUAUUAACUCAAAGCGCAUUCUGUUGUUCACAAACAAUGACAAUCCUCAUGUGGGAAACAAACAGCUUCAGCGUCAGGCUCGAACUAAAGCUGCAGAUUUAAAUGAAACAGGAAUUGAGCUGGAGCUGAUGCAUCUUCAGAAACCUGGAGAGCAGUUCGACAUCACCAAGUUUUACAAGGACCUUCUGUUCACAGACGAUGACGAACUGACCGAGUUAGCUGACCCGGCUGAGAAACUGGAAGAACUGCUGACCAGAGUAAGAACGAAAGAUCACAAAAAGCGAGCACUACGGAAAAUCCCAUUUUCAUUAGGAGAAGAUCUUAACUUUUCUGUUGGAGUGUACAACUUGGUACGUAGUUGUCCAAAACCCUCCGGUGUCCGACUCUCGAGAAGCACCAAUGAAGAACUGAAGAGUCACAGUAAAACAUACCUUGUGGAAACGGGAGAGACUUGCUGGAAUGAGAAAUAUACAUUUUGUUUCAUGACACCACUAGAGUAUGAUAAUGCGGUCACAGAGAUCAAGAGGUUUGGUAAAUCAGGUUUAACUCUUAUGGGUUUUAAACCUCGGAGCAAGAUCAAGAAACACUAUCAUGUUAGACCAGCAUCCUUCAUAUACCCAGAUGAAAAUACCAUUGCUGGGAGCACCACAUUAUUUACAGCCCUACUUAAGAAGUGCCUGGAUAGGGAUGUUGUCCCAAUCUGCAAGUUCACUCCCAACAAAAACAGCCCUCCCAAGUUUGUUGCCCUGAUUCCACAGAAAGAAGAAAUUGACGAGCACAAUGUCCAAGUCACUCCGCCCGGGUUUCAUCUAAUAUUUCUACCCUUUGCCGACGACUUCCGCAAAGUCAAGAUUGAAGAUGUACCACGAGCCACGACAGAACAGAUUGACAAAGCAAAGGAAGUGGUCAAGAAGCUAGCUUUCAACUUCAGCAGUGAGAGUUUUGAGAAUCCCGUUCUUCAGAAACACUGGAGGAACAUAGAAGCCCUGGCAUUGGACCAAGAUGAGCCUGAAGAAAUGAUUGAUUACACAUUGCCUAAUGAAACAAAGAUGGCUAAGCGAGCUGGAAAGAGUAUAGACGAGUUUAAGGAUCUUGUGUUCCCAGCUGACUAUGUUCCCGGGGCAAAGAAAAGGGCAGUACCUAGUGAAUCGGCCGCUGCGAAGAAGGCCAAGUUAGCCGAGUCGAUGGUUGACAUCGACAUAAAGGCUGAAGCACAGGCAGGAAGGCUGGGCAAACUGACGGUGGCAGUGUUGAAAGAAGCAAUUAAAAAAGAGAAAAUUCCUUCAACUGGGUCAAAGAAAGCCGAUCUUAUUGAUGCCAUUAAUAAAUACUUUGGAGUAGCAUAAUCGGACAUUUUUACAGUGAAAAUGUGUUAUAUGAUAUGUGUAUGUCAAUUAUAUUACUUCACACUGUUACGACAGGUCUCGGGUGUGUUGAGAAAGGCAGCAAAUAAAAGUAAAACUUAAUCAAAAUAUGUUCGCACAGCAGUCAUUGAAAAACAUUAAGAUGUGUUGCAUUUAGUUAGGUUUCUGUUGAAAAAAGGAAUUACAAAAAUAGAGGUUGGGAAAAUAUUUCAGGGCAAUGAUUAUGAUUUAGAUAACAAUUGGGGGGUUUUCUGUUUAGAGCAGUCAAUUUCUGUUUUUGAAUUGAUGGUUGGUCAUUUGCAUUUUUCACAUCAUUGGUGUCACAACUGAAACUUUAUUCCCAUAUUAUUAAAACCAAUAAAACUUUUUUGUUACA
Molecule: messenger RNA, 2267 nt
Organism: Gigantopelta aegis
Lineage: Eukaryota; Metazoa; Mollusca; Gastropoda; Neomphalida; Peltospiridae
Product: X-ray repair cross-complementing protein 6-like
Exons: 21
Coding region: 74-1873 (599 amino acids)
Biological process (GO): telomere maintenance; cellular response to gamma radiation; cellular response to X-ray
Cellular component (GO): nucleus; Ku70:Ku80 complex
Molecular function (GO): damaged DNA binding; DNA helicase activity; double-stranded DNA binding
Source: RefSeq, a predicted model, not a curated record